Messenger RNA from Cucumis melo (muskmelon), 2438 nucleotides. Its product is annotated as pentatricopeptide repeat-containing protein At1g77405. The transcript has 3 exons. NCBI's taxonomy places the organism in Eukaryota, Viridiplantae, Streptophyta, Magnoliopsida, Cucurbitales, Cucurbitaceae. Gene Ontology annotation, molecular function: protein binding. The coding region runs from base 196 to 1533 and encodes 445 amino acids. The record is from RefSeq and is a predicted model, not a curated record.
UGAAUUUUAUUUCUUUCCCGUAGUAAACUUAUAGAUGAAGUCUGAUUUAUAAACACCUUGACAUUGUCACUGUUUGGGAGGCGCCUAAAGUUGUAUAAAGAUGGAGUUCCAAUAGUCAAUUGUGGUCGAGUUAGCUUAUUUAAUUCUAUACGGAGACAACUUUCUUCGUCCCCUUCUACAAUUUAUCUUGAAAAAAUGGUGCAACCCAACACUGUUCGUCUCACUAACCAUCGUCUCGUGGACCAAAUCUUGGUGGCAAUGCUUCAAAACCGACCAUUCGACACCCACAUCCAUCCUGCAGCUUCUACUUCCACCACACACCAGUUAUGGAGUUCCGACUCCGUUUCCGAUGUUCUAAGAUCGGUGCCUCGGUUCUUUUUUCAAUCUGCCCGAUCUAUUGGCACCCAAAAGGGUUUUCGGCAUCGUACUCCUCUUAAGCAGAGGAAAUUGAAAGAGGAGGCUUACAAGUUCCGUAACAAUGUGCUUGUUCUCGGCCCUGCUGCUCACAGGGACCCUUUCAAGGUUAAGCUUGGAUUGAGUAAAGCGUUGGAGUUUUUCUAUUGGGUCGAAACCCAUUUUGAGUUCCAACACGACGAGAUUACUUGCAGAGAGAUGGCUUGCGUUUUGGCUCGAGGGAAUAGAUUGAUGGGACUUUGGGAUUUUUUGAAGGAAAUGUCCAGGCGGGGAAACGGUGGGCUUGUUACUACGGCGACCAUCACGUGUUUGAUAAAAGUCCUAGGAGAGGAAGGUCUGGUGAAUGAAGCACUGACUGCAUUUUAUAGGAUGAAGCAGUUUCAUUGUAAGCCUGAUGUUUAUGCUUAUAAUACUGUUAUCAAUGCUUUAUGCAGGAUUGGGAAUUUCAAGAAGGCUAGGUUUUUGUUGGAACAGAUGGAGUUGCCUGGAUUUAGAUGCCCACCUGACAUUUUCACAUAUACGAUUCUAAUUAGUUCUUAUUGUAAAUAUAGCUUGCAAACUGGCUGCAAAAAGGCCAUUCGAAGGAGGUUGUGGGAAGCCAAUCACUUGUUUAGAAUCAUGUUGUUUAAGGGAUUUUCACCAGAUGUUGUGACCUACAAUUCUUUGAUUGACGGAUGUUGUAAAACGUACCGAAUCAAGCGCGCAUUGGAAUUGUUUGAGGAUAUGAGCAAAAGGGGUUGCACUCCCAAUCGGCUUACUUACAAUUCUUUCAUCAGAUACUACAGUGCUGUGAACGAGAUUGACCAAGCAAUCAAAAUGUUAAGAAUGAUGCAAAAGAUGAACCAUGGAAUUGCCACAUCCAGUUCUUAUACUCCUAUUAUUCAUGCUCUAUGCGAAGGAGGAAAGGUAAUUGAGGCCCGUGAUUUUCUUCUUGAGUUGCUUAAGGAAGGCUCUGUGCCUAGAGAGUAUACGUAUCAGUUGGUAUGUAAUCUGCUGAACUCAGCAGGCAAAGCAAGUUUACUAGACGAAAACGUGCACGAAAGAAUAAGACAUGGAAUAGAAAAUAGGUAUAAGGAAGUAAAGAAAGUAAAGCUAAUUAUGUCAAGGAAAGGAUACUGAUGCCUGUAAUGAACGAAGACAGAGCUGGACUUUUCACGGUGAGGUAAAGAGGGGUGGAUGAGAACAUGUUUUGACAAUUUAUUAUCUCCUCAUCCACUCUCAGCAGCCCAUUGUGACAGUUGCCUUGUGGUUUUAACUAAGGCUCAAAGGAAAGCAUCAUCGGUUAUGAAUGAUUUUCUGGGGGUUGAAUGUAAGGUGCAUAUGGGCCUUCUAUAGCUAAAGAUAAAGCUCCUUUUUGGGUCUGACUCAUCGCCCUUUUGAGAACUAUCAUUGAGAAUAUGGAGAGACGUCUUAACAGGAAGGUAGGCUCACUUUGAUCCAACAUCCAAGCCACGUUUAGCAACCUACCCACAUACUUCCUUUCUCUUUUUAAGAUAUCAUCCAUGACGAGUGAUCGGAUUGAUGAACUAUAUUGAAAAUUCUUUUGGAGUGGGCACAAUGACAAAAGAAACAUACUCUCUAUCAAUUGACAUCAAGUUCAAGUUCAACUUCGUAUUUCCGAAGAGGGACUUGGCUUGACCGACUUUGAGAAUGAGAAAAAGAAACAAAUGCCUAUUGGCAAAUUGGAUUUAGAGAUACCGGCUCGAGACAGGUGCUCCGUGGAGGCGCCAUAUUGAUGCUAAGUACGACUCACCCCUCUGUUCACAAAGCAUAUUCUUCAAUAUUUAUAAAGUCUAGUGGAGUUAUAUUGCUAAAAUGCUGAUUUGAUUCAUGAUAACAUUGAGAAUGUGAUUGGAAAUGGUGAGAAAACAUUGUUUUCGUAUUAACUGCUACGUUGGGACUGAAGGAUUACAGAUCAUGCAAAUUGCAAGUUGAAGCAAUUUGGAUUUAAAGCACUCAAAUAACAUCAAUUUUAAGGAUUAAACAUGUUUGAUCUUGAAAUGAAAAGUAGAGUUUUAUGAGUA